AUGGCGACUCCGAACAACCUGACUCCCACCAAGUGUAGCUGGUGGCCCAUUUCGGCACUGGAGAGUGAUGCAGGGAAGGCUCCGGAGGCCUCGGAGGGCCAGGAGGCAGCUGACCCCUCCCAGUGGGCCAAGGAGAGCCUGGUUCUCUACCACUGGACUCAGUCCUUCAGCUCCCAGAAGAGAGUGCAGGUACGGCUGGUGAUUGCGGAGAAGGGGCUACCCUGUGAUGAGCGGGAUGUCAGUCUGCCUCUGAGUGAGCCCAAGGAACCAUGGUUCAUGCGCCUGAACCUGGGUGAAGAGGUGCCUGUCAUCAUUCACCGGGACAACAUCAUCAGUGAUUACGACCAGAUCAUUGAUUACGUGGAACGCACUUUCACCGGAGAACAUGUGGCUCAGUUGAUACCUGAGGCUGGAAGCCUGCUUCAUGCCCGGGUACUGCAAUACCGUGAGCUGCUGGAUUCUCUCCCCAUGGACGCCUACACCCACGGUUGCAUCCUUCACCCUGAGCUCACCACUGACUCCAUGAUCCCUAAGUAUGCCACGGCUGAGAUUCGCAGACACUUGGCCAAUGCCAGCACUGACCUAAUGAAAUUGGACCAUGAAGAGGAGCCUCAACUGUCAGAGCCCUACCUUUCCAAACAGAAGAAACUCAUGGCCAAGAUCCUGGAACAUGACAACGUCAACUACCUGAAGAAAAUCCUGGGGGAACUGGCCAUGGUACUGGACCAAAUUGAAGCUGAGCUGGAGAAGAGGAAGCUAGAAUAUGAGGGGCAGAAAUGUGAGCUGUGGCUUUGUGGCUGUGUCUUCACACUGGCUGAUGUCCUCCUCGGGGCCACCUUACACCGCCUCAAAUUCUUGGGACUGUCAAAAAAAUACUGGGAAGAUGGUAGCCGGCCCAACCUGCAGUCAUUCUUUGAGAGGGUCCAGAGACGCUUUGCCUUCCGGAAAGUCCUCGGGGACAUACAUACCACACUACUUUCUGCUGUCAUCCCCAAUGCAUUCCGGCUGGUUAAGCGGAAGCCACCAUCCUUCUUUGGAGCAUCCUUCCUUAUGGGCUCCCUGGGAGGGAUGGGAUACUUUGCUUACUGGUACCUCAAGAAAAAAUACAUCUAG
Vombatus ursinus (common wombat) is the source of this 1113-nucleotide messenger RNA. It is a transcript of the gene GDAP1L1, whose product is annotated as ganglioside induced differentiation associated protein 1 like 1. The record is from RefSeq and is a predicted model, not a curated record. NCBI's taxonomy places the organism in Eukaryota, Metazoa, Chordata, Mammalia, Diprotodontia, Vombatidae. The transcript has 7 exons. Bases 1 to 1113 code for a protein of 370 amino acids.